Boleophthalmus pectinirostris (great blue-spotted mudskipper) is the source of this 4667-nucleotide messenger RNA. Its product is annotated as SH2 domain-containing adapter protein E. Bases 574 to 1938 code for a protein of 454 amino acids. Lineage: Eukaryota; Metazoa; Chordata; Actinopteri; Gobiiformes; Gobiidae. Gene Ontology annotation, molecular function: phosphotyrosine residue binding. The transcript is spliced from 7 exons. The record is from RefSeq and is a predicted model, not a curated record.
CGCAAAUUUCCCCAUAAUUAUAAUGGCCUCUGUCGCAACCGGACAAAGAGGGACGAGCAGAGCAUCGCGCAGCCUGGAAGAUACCAACUAGAGACCGAGUGGGGGAUUGCAGUCAGUCAUUACUCCAGUCAGGAGCCUCUGUGCAUCAGGGAAGUCUUGUCAAAAGGGCCACUCUGGGAAUGGGACCAAAGAUCUUCAGCAGGAGCAACCUGUGCUACUUUUGGGAUUUCCCUCUUAAAAGACACUUCUUCACUCCAGGGGAAUAAUCUCAACAGAGGAAACAGGUGGGACAGCAAAUUACAAAUGGGAUAAAAGAGCUGGAGAGGCUUGUGAAUUGCCGACCUGCAGCAUUUUUGUGGCUUCCAUGAAUAGAGCCUAGUUUGCCUUUAUGACAUGGUUAAAAGUGAGGUGUGGAGAUCCUGCAGCAUACAAGCCUGUAUCAGAGCAUAAAGCAGCGGAAGUUCUUUGACAAAAGACUGUGAUUUGUAAAGGAGCGUCUCUGGGGCCCUGGUGUAUGGCGCUGGACGGUUUUGAAGCAGACACACAACUGUUCCGGUAUCCAUUUGGUUCACAAUGGCAAAGUGGUUCAAGGAGUUCCCCAUGAACCUGAAAAAUGGUACUGACAGGAUCCGCUCUGCCUCUGAGUCCGGAUCCCAGCCGAGACCCAACAAAGCCGGACUUGUGGCCAGCAUCGGUACCAAAACAUCCAAAACUCGGAAAACCUCCUCCUCGGACAGCCCUGGAGGAGUUGGGUCUCUGCUGUCUGGAAGAAACAGGAAAAAUUCAGCCGUAGAUCUGAACAGAAGUGGUGGCAGCUCUCCACAAAAGGAUGGAAAAGUCUGGGACAACCUGCUCUCGAGGAAAAUGUGCAAAAACUCCAAAGCCGACCAAUCUGUUUUUGAGGAACAACAUCGGCCUCUUAAGAUCUCCUCCUCUGCCAAUGCUUACAUCAGCAGACUGAUUAGAGUGGACAAGCUGGACAAAAGCCCCAACUUCAACAGUGCUGCCAUCAACAACCAAGUGCCCGAAGUUGAGAAAACAUCCCCCCAAGGCAAAACAGAGGCGGUGAUCAUCCUUGAAGACUACGCCGACCCAUUUGACGCUCAGAAAACCAGAGAGCAGCGCGAGGCGGAGAGAGUCGGGGAGAAUGAUGGAUACAUGGAGCCCUACGAUGCUCAGCAGAUGAUCACAGAGAUCCGGCGGCGUGGCUCAAAGGACCUGCUGAGGGUUUGUGUGCUGAUGGAGGGCGGUGAGGGCCCUAAAGAGGACUCCCUCCUGCCUCAGCUCUAUGACAUCCCAUACGAGGGGAGCACAGAGAAGAAGGACAAGAGCCCUGGGACCAGACAUGAGCCUGACCUACGACCUCUGACUGAGUAUGAGCUGCCCUGGGAGUGGAAGAAGGAGCGCAUCGUCCGGUCUCUGUCAGCUCAGUUUGACAGCCCCGAGCGGCAGCACAAAGAUGAAACGCCUCACCUGACUCUCACCAGGCAACCACAGCAUCCCCCUGCACAACAUCAGCACCACCGACAGAAGAGCUGGACUCAGAAGAUGCUCAAGUCCUCCUCGUCCAACUCUUCCAGCUCUGACAGUGAGAGUUGUUGUGUCGACCCCACACUGCCCCUCGAAAGGCAAAGCUGGUACCAUGGCUGUGUGACUCGCCAGGAGGCAGAGUUUCAGCUGCAGUCCUGUAAAGAAGCCAGUUUUCUGGUCAGGAACAGUGAGUCCGACAACAGCAAGUACUCCAUCGCCCUCAAAACAAGCCAAGGCUGUGUGCACAUUAUCGUCGCCCAGACCAAAGAGAACGGUUUCACAUUGGAUCAGAGCAGCUGUGUUUUCUUGAGUAUCCCUGAAGUGGUCCAUCACUACUGCACACAACGACUGCCUUUUAACGGAGCUGAACAUAUGACCCUUUUGCACCCUGUCCCUCGCAUCCACUGAACCAAAGGACUCAAACUAAACUUGAUUAUUACAGUUAUUAUGAAAGUGGACUAAAUGUGUUAUAUGUAUGUGUGUAUUUUUUUACUUUCUGGACGACUUCCUCUGUUUUGAUUUCAAUGCAAAACACGCAGGCUACUGUUUUGCAUGACUUAAGGAGGAAGCAUGUUACAUCAGGCACUUUUAAAAAAUUAAAUAUGUGUUAUAGAUUAAUUUGUAAGAGAUACACAUUAAGUUUUUAUAACGUUACCACCUGCUGUGCCUUUACAGACUCCAGUGCCUAAGAUGAAGUAGAUGUGUGUGCUUUUUAUUUUUUUAUUCACUGUUGUGCCCUCUUGUGGACAAUCUGGUACAUUACAACCUCCCUAACAAACCACCAUUCAUUCUGAAAAGCUGGUAAGACUUAGUCAAUGACACGCCACAUCAAACCAAAAUGCUCUUAUCUGUGUUUUGUGGCAGAACUAGAAAAGCGUUUCAACUUUCCGUGACCACAGAGCCUGGAGGACUGUCUUUGUGUAACUGUGAAUGAGGGUGUUGUCUUCACUGUGGAGCUCGGAGUGAUUCAGAUGGAUGCAAUGUGCUUUGGAGGGGCCUGACAAUCGAGAACAACAUUUAUGGCUUCAAUAUGAAUCUGAAGAAGUGAUAAUGCACAAUCUUAAAGGUGCACUGUGGAACUUUUCAGGUGGAGGAUACGCCUGUUAUUGCCUGUAAUGUUCACAGUAUGGCAUUAUACUUUUCUAUCUUGUCUGAGUUUUGAGCUUUAUUGAUAAAAACAAAAACAAAAAUAACCAACAUGCAUUCUUAUUGUGAGCAGGCUCUCCUCAGAUCUGACACUAUAUGGUGGUGUCACAUGGAUAAAUGUCAUACUGUAGAACCUCCUAUAUAACAUCUCCAUGGAAACAACUGGGCAGAGGAAAAGUUACGUAUUGUACUUUUAAGGCUCUGUAUUUCCUUCACUAUUGGUUUACCACUGUUUACUAACUGUUAAUAUGGAUCUUAAGAUUUCUUUUAGUCUAGUGUUUCUCCACAUCUGUAGGCGUGUGUUGAACUAAUUACAAAGCAAUAUAAUCUGGUGCUUUCCAAGUAGGGCCUUGACCAAAAAGUAUCUCGCAGGUUUGUUUUUAAUUAUAGUGAAAUCAAAAUAUAGUUAAUAGUUAAGAAAAUGUAAUCACGUUAAUGCAAUAUAGCUCAAAUUUACUAUGAUCGCAAUUACUUAAAUGGUGCACUGCGUGGUCUGGUCUGCCACCUGCUUGUCUCCAUGGAGAUGUUAUUGCUUUGUCUGGAAUGGUACACAGUAUAGUAUUAAACAUUUAUCUCAUUGCGGAUCUAUUAACUGAAAAAAAAAAAAAAAAAAACAAUGUUAAAAAUACACAUUCUUACUGUUACUGGGGUUGCGUCUUCACAGAUCUGACCUGUAACUUGGUCUGGUGACAUAUGGAGACAUAAGUUUAUUGCCAUACUGUAGUGGAACAUUUCAGCCCAAAGCAAUAAUAUUUUCAUAGGCACACUGCAAAUUUCUCUGAUCUGGCCAAGAUUUUAAAACUUAUAUUAGGUUAUUUAUCUUGUUUUCAGAUUUAUUAUCUACUUAAUAGAAUUGAAUUGGUUGUAUAAUCUUAAAAAAAAUAAAAUAAAAAAUCACAUAUAUUCCUUCCAUGACUCAACUAGUCAGAAAAUCUUAAAUUUAGGCAAUAAAAAUUUAAAAGAAGCUACAAUCCAUUUACCAUAGUUUUCCCCGUAACACUUGUUUUUAGAUUCAGUGAUACAGAUUUGCUUGAAACUCAAGUCCCUUUAUCUUAAACUAAAACAUCCAUAAACUUAUUUCCAGCCCAUGAACACUUACCAGAGACUGCUUAAUUCUAGUCUAGAGGUAGUUUAUUUUAAGAUUAUAUUUUGUCAAGUAAAAUGAUCUUGCUGCAUGGACAGAUAAUUUCACUUCUUUUAAGUCAUUUUCUGAUAGAUUUAAGUGUUUAUAUUUUAAAUUUUGGCCAAGCUUUUUUGCAGUGCACAAACAGCUGAUGGACACACAGUAAAGUUACGCAGUGCACCUUUAAAAAGUUAAAGACAUAUUGGAUUUAACUAAACCAGUUGAAAAGCCUUGUGUUUAAAAUUAUUAACUGUGUGUGUCUUUGGUCCCACUGGUUUAAAGCUACCACCCCUCCUGUAUCUCUCACAGCUGUUUGUUCUCAGUGUUGAAUGCCCUCUGGUGCUAGGAAACAGAAAAGCAAGCCAAAGGAGUGACCGCUAUUCCCUUUUACUGCCAAGAGACUUUUUUUUUUUACGAAACACAUGUGUAAUCCAAUUGUAUCCAAAACAUUUAUCUAAAAAGUCCAGCUCAUAUUGUUUCUUUGGAGACCUGCCUUUUCCUAAUCAAACAUUUUGGGAAGGGUUUGUGCUUUUUGGCAGACAGAUAGAGCUCUGGCCCAAAGACACACCUGCUUUGCAUUUUUUCUUGCCUUUUUGAUUUGUGGAAGACAUAUUGUAACUCCCAGAAUGCAUACCUUCACCAAAAGACAUCCAUCAAUCGCACAAUAUCUUUGAAUUCCUUUCUUUUGGGGAGCUGAAUAUGUGCCAGAGUUUGAUGUGAGUUUUGUAGAUUUGUGUAAGCUUUGAAAGAUAAACAAAAUGGGGGUUGAUGGGCGACCCCUUUAUCGUCGGUAAUAAACGGGAUGUCAGAGUGAGAAGGUUCCCACGGGGCUUUCUCUUUGAUCUGAAUAAAUCACUGACAAUGCAAA